GAAGAGGAGAUAAGCCGCGCGCGCUCCUCCACUCCACCACCGACUGUCCGCCACCGCCAUGAGUUCCUCGCCGCCGUCGCAGGCCGCCGCGGCCUACGGAUGCUGCCACCGAUUCCUGCUCGCGUCGACCUCCGUGCCUUUGAGGAGCGGGAGCGCAGGGCGCGCCCGCAGCAUCACGCUCACGCUUCGCUCCCUCCCGCUCGUUGGGCACAGGCCUAGCAGUCGAAGGGUCGCGUGCCAAGCGAUGACUGAGACUGAGCCGGAAGGCAAUGGCGACGACGAGGAGAAAGAAGAGUUUGGAACUGAUGUUUCAUCACCUUCAGUUGAUAGUGCUCCAGAAGCAAAUGAACCUGGAGAAAGUGACUCCAAUAUAGACAAUAAGAAAGAUGAAACCACGAAUGCAGAACUGCUGAGCUUCAGUGACACAGUUCAGAACAUCGAUGGAGAUACCACUGCUACCAAUGAAACACAGGAGAAUGUGGAAGUUGUUGAAGUCGCUAGCGGCUCUCCUUUGCCUGGAAUGAGGCAACAGCUUGAUGAUUCGGUUAGGAUCCCCAAGGCUACAAUUGACAUUCUAAAGGAUCAAGUUUUUGGGUUUGACACAUUUUUCGUGACAAGUCAGGAGCCUUAUGAGGGUGGAGUAUUAUUUAAGGGGAAUUUGCGUGGUAAGCCCGCCAAAAGUUAUGAGAAGAUCACAAAUAGGCUACAGAACAAAUUUGGUGAUCAAUAUAAGCUUUUUCUUCUCGUCAACCCGGAGGAUGAAAAGCCAGUUGCGGUAGUUAUACCUCGGCAGACAUUACAAACUGAAACUACAGCUGUCCCAGAAUGGUUUGCUGCUGCUGCAUUUGGAUCAGUCACCAUCUUCACUCUGCUCCUUCGGAAUGUACCUGUUCUACAGAACAACUUGCUAUCAACAUUUGACAACCUUGAGCUGUUGAAAGAUGGACUAUCUGGUGCCCUAGUAACUGGGCUUAUAAUAGGGGUCCAUGAAAUUGGACAUAUCCUUGCUGCCAGGGAUAGUGGAAUCAAGCUUGGAGUACCAUAUUUUAUCCCUAGCUGGCAGAUAGGAUCUUUCGGUGCCAUUACCAGAAUUGUCAAUAUUGUCCGCAAUCGUGAGGACAUACUGAAGCUAGCAGCUGCUGGACCACUGGCGGGUUUCUCCCUUGGAUUUGUUCUUUUGCUGCUAGGCUUCAUCAUACCUCCAAGUGAUGGCCUCGGUCUCGUGAUAGAUCCAACUAUCUUUCGUGAAUCAUUUCUUGUUGGUGGUCUCGCAAAGCUUCUUCUUGGGGAUGCUCUGAAAGAAGGAACACAGCUAUCCAUAAACCCACUUGUUUUAUGGGCCUGGGCUGGUCUCCUGAUCAAUGCCAUCAAUAGCAUCCCUGCCGGAGAGCUUGAUGGUGGCCGCAUAGCAUUUGCCAUGUGGGGAAGAAAGAUAUCUGCUCGCCUCAGUGGCGCCGCCAUUGGAUUGCUUGGGAUCUCAGCGCUCUUCAACGAUGUCGCGUUCUACUGGGUGGUGCUGAUAUUCUUCUUGCAGAGGGGCCCAAUAGCUCCUCUCUCUGAAGAAAUUACAGAACCUGAGAACAACUACAUCAGCAUCGGCAUUGCCGUUUUGCUCUUCGGCCUUCUGGUCUGCCUACCCUACCCAUUCCCCUUUGACCCGUCACAAUUAACCGAUCUAGAUUUUAACUUGUGAAAAAGGGAGGGGGAAAAAACAGUCACAAUUCACCGGCUUCUCUUCCUCCAGUUGUAUCUCCGAGAUGUAACCUGUCGGCUCUCCAUUCUGUUGUCAUCUUUGCCCCCCUUGAUCAUAACUGUUUGGAGCCCUAUGAUGCUCCAUUGCUCCUUGUAGUAGCAAAAUAAAAGCAGGAGCUUUUGUUGUGGUAGCUUGUUUGUUGUAUUUUAGUAGGUUGGUUGAUCAGAGUAGAAUAGUAUAAGAGUACAUUGUUUUGGCUGUAACUGUUAUCUGUUUAGUUGUGGUUUAUCGAUAUGAUUGCAAGGAGCAAUCGAUUCCUGGACA
Molecule: messenger RNA, 2017 nt
Organism: Phragmites australis (common reed)
Lineage: Eukaryota; Viridiplantae; Streptophyta; Magnoliopsida; Poales; Poaceae
Product: probable zinc metalloprotease EGY2, chloroplastic
Exons: 13
Coding region: 59-1693 (544 amino acids)
Biological process (GO): proteolysis
Source: RefSeq, a predicted model, not a curated record